Messenger RNA from Aspergillus ibericus CBS 121593, 1523 nucleotides. RefSeq names its product Sec62 family protein translocation protein. NCBI's taxonomy places the organism in Eukaryota, Fungi, Ascomycota, Eurotiomycetes, Eurotiales, Aspergillaceae. Gene Ontology annotation, cellular component: endoplasmic reticulum membrane; endoplasmic reticulum. Gene Ontology annotation, biological process: post-translational protein targeting to membrane, translocation. The coding region runs from base 68 to 1297 and encodes 409 amino acids. The record is from RefSeq and is a predicted model, not a curated record. The transcript has 3 exons.
GUGCGCUCUUGCACUUCUUUCCCCCCCCCCCGAUUUACCCGCGUCUUCACACCCCCUCUCCUUCACCAUGGCGGCGCCCGGCCAGCCGUCCCCCCAGCAGAUUGCGGCCAUGCAACAGCAAUUCGCCGCUGAAGCUGCCAGGCGCGGCAUGACCCCCGAGGAAUUCGCCAAACAGCAGCGUGAACAACUGACUGCUGAGGCUGUCAAACACGGCUUGACCACCGAGCAAUACGUCGCCCAACUGAGAAUGCGAGCCCUUCAAGCCCACCAGAGACAGGUCGAGGCCCAACGGCAAGCUCAAGCGCAAGCACAGGCCCAGGCCCAGGCCCAGCUACAAGGACAACCACAGCCUCAAGGACAACCACCUCAGUCGCCAGCCCAACCGGGACAGAACUUGCCAGCAGCUCCGCAACCCCAGCCUCAGCAAAUGACUCGUCAGGUCCCGGUGAACCCGAACAACCCUCCCGACCCGAAGGCGCUUGCUGUUGCUGGGUUUCUGCGGUCGCAGAACCUGAAGACGCGGACUUGUAUCAUGGACGGUCAGCGAAAGGAAAUGUUCAAAGUGAAACGUGCCAUCCGCGCCCUCGAAUCCCCCGCCUACGCCAAAGCGGCUGCCAAAAAGAACUCCCUUCUUCCCCCCGUCACCGACCGCGCAUCUGCAGAGAACGUCUUCAAGCUUCUUCCCCUGUCGCUCCUUGCUCUACGCGUGACGAAGGUUGAUCCCCAUGCGGGCCACAACCACGGCAAGUCCAAGACUCGCGUCAAGGGACUGUGGACGGUACGCAUUGAGCAGCAUCAGGAAACCGACCCCAUGAUGCACUACGUCUGGCUGUGGGAGGGACCGCAGUGGAAGCAGAAGGUCAUGGCCGCGGCUGUGGUGGCCGGAAUCUUUGCGGUGGUUCUCUUCCCCUUGUGGCCGAUGUUCAUGCGACAGGGUGUGUGGUAUCUGAGUGUGGGCAUGAUGGGAUUGCUGGGUCUGUUCUUUGCUAUGUCGAUUUUCCGUCUGAUCUUAUUCUGUGUCACUGUCAUUGCGGUUCCCCCUGGUCUCUGGCUCUUCCCGAACCUGUUCGAAGACGUUGGAUUUGUGGAUAGUUUCAAGCCCCUGUGGGGCUGGCAAGAGAACAAGAAAAAGUCGAAGAAGGCCAAGAAGGCAGCAGGCGAAGAAUCUCAACCUGCAACCUCCACAGCAAACGACUCCACCCCAUCCGCCACCACAACAGCAACAGCGGCAUCGGAUGCCUCGGGCGCCGUGAAACGCGAUCUAGCACCCCGAGUGGAGGAAGUUACCGAAGAGUAAUUGACCUUGUUCCAUACAGUUGACUACGGAGUUCACUAUUACCUAUACGUGGGCGAGAUAUCCAAAUGGCAUGAUCCGGUAAAUUCUUUCUGAUCCUUUCUAAAUGUACGGUACUCUUGCACGCCUCUUGUUCCUACUUCUCUCUUUUUCUUUUUUAUUAUUGCCCGGGCAGGGAUAUUCGGUUUUUGGGUUUCAGCUAGCUACGAAUGCAUUCUUCUUCCAUGGU